AAGGCCACAGCGUAAUUGAAGUUGUCUGGCUCGGCCCCAAGGGCGGCGGCGGUGGUGGUGUUGGUGUUGGUGGAUAUCUCAAGGCUCCUUAAGUAUAACAGCUUGACGAAUUAGAAAAGGGCUCUGAUACUGAGGCUGGUCCUUGGACAUAUGUGAAAGCUUUCCUUCCUUUCUUUUUUACUUCUUUCUUGCACAUGAUUUCUUUCCUUUUUCUUCUACUGUUACUUCUUUAUACUCUUCUUACGUUUUCCUCUCCAACAUUCUCUUAUGAAUUCCAACCGUCGAUUAACACCACCACCGGACUUGAGAGAGGUGAAAGCAGAGAUAUUACAGACACUGGUGCAUGGGUGUGGUUCUGUCUUUUCCGAGAACUGAUUUGCUUGGCAUGCAACUUCUUGAUUGUUGAUUUAAUUCGGCGUUGCAUUGGCGGAGUCCGAAAUGGCGCAGUUGAUGAUCUGAAACAGGUGUGGUUUUAUAUUGUCAUUCACGUCGCACUUUGCUUGAAUUGAGUAUCAUGAUCGAUCCUCCACUUCUCGACUCAUUACUUUUUCUU
Messenger RNA from Aspergillus glaucus CBS 516.65, 553 nucleotides. RefSeq lists its product as uncharacterized. The coding region runs from base 195 to 509 and encodes 104 amino acids. The record is from RefSeq and is a predicted model, not a curated record. Lineage: Eukaryota; Fungi; Ascomycota; Eurotiomycetes; Eurotiales; Aspergillaceae. The transcript has a single exon.